Messenger RNA from Entrophospora sp. SA101, 600 nucleotides. The record is from the annotation of a GenBank genome assembly. Lineage: Eukaryota; Fungi; Glomeromycota; Glomeromycetes; Entrophosporales; Entrophosporaceae.
AUGUCCCAAAAACAACAAAUUCUUGAUAAACAACUACAAAAUUAUUAUUAUGAUGGACAUUCUGUUCGGCAAUUUCAGCAAGUACAACAUUCGCAGGUUCAAAAUUCCGAACAGCGACAAAUUUAUGCGCAACAAAUUAAUAAUCCAACCCAGCAAAUUUUUCAACAACAAAUUCAACAAACUCAACAAACUCCAAAUAUUGAUCAAGAAAUCAUUCCAUUCGAUAAUUCAUUAUCAAUUAUUGCAACAAGUCCACCAUUUCAAAAAGUGACUGGUAUCAAUAACAAUAAUGACAUGCUAUCAGCGCAAUCUUUACCACAACAACCCCACCAAUUAGUUUAUGUUAAAAGUAGCUCGCAUACAUCGUCUUCACCUUCGACUAAUAACGAUAUUAGUAAUAAUUGUCAUCAAUAUAAUCGCGAUUUAAAUUUAAAUGUUUCUACAUUAAAUUGUGGAAACAACAAUAAUGACCUCUUUUCAUUGAUGAUCCAUCAUAUCACAGCAAUUAAAGACCAUAGGAUGAAGAUUAGUCAACAUAUUUUUGAGUUGGAACAAGUCAUCAAUAUAAAAGAAAAUCUUAGAGCUGAAUGUUUUAAGUGA